Gigantopelta aegis is the source of this 1844-nucleotide messenger RNA. RefSeq names its product lactosylceramide 1,3-N-acetyl-beta-D-glucosaminyltransferase A-like. Gene Ontology annotation, molecular function: hexosyltransferase activity. The transcript is spliced from 2 exons. Bases 156 to 1193 code for a protein of 345 amino acids. Gene Ontology annotation, cellular component: membrane. Lineage: Eukaryota; Metazoa; Mollusca; Gastropoda; Neomphalida; Peltospiridae. The record is from RefSeq and is a predicted model, not a curated record.
CGCACGCCAUGUGUUAUUCCCAGCUGAGUUGCGCUUUGCUUUGAGGACAGUAUAUAUAUUAGCACCGUGCUACACUCUCAACAGGUUUAAUAUAUAACACUAAUAAUUACAUCAAUACAUCAACUGCAAGACAUGUCGAGGUCGGUAUAUGAAAAAUGCUAAGAUUUGUUGCAAACCGGGCAUUUAGAGAGUUGCGAAGACGUAGGCACUAUGUGGUAUUUCUUGUGGUGUUAGCAAUAUUCAUAUAUACGCUUUCCAUCAACAUAAUAUACAUCUCCAAGAAACAAUUACAAAUACGUGGAAGUUACGACGCCACGCCGACUUCAGAUGGAAGGAAAAUACUUAAUAAUUCUGAUGCGACCGUUUAUCACGGACCGCUUCCAUAUUACUACAAGUACGAUAUUAAUCAAAUACACACAUGUAACAGUUCCAUCAAACUUCUGAUAUUUGUGUUUAGCGCCCCUUACAACAAGGAGUACAGAGAUACUAUCAGGACAACGUGGGCAUCUAAACCUUUCACUGUCAAAUAUAAUGCCAAGGUUCUCUUUUUGUUUGGGAUGGAUCCACACGAAGGAAACAACAGUGUGGUGGAGUCUGAAAACGAGCGACAUCACGAUGUGGUUCGAGCAAACUUCGUGGACAGUUACGAAAACCUGACGCUGAAGAGUUUAGCCAUGUUGAACUGGGUGUUGACGUACUGCUCCAGCACCAAGUAUCUGUUAAAAUCUGACGAUGAUGUGUAUGUUAAUACCCCUGUCCUCCUCGAUAAGAUGAGAAGAUACGAAUCUGUGCUACAAAAGUUCCUGAUAGGACGAAUCCAUCCUGUAAAACCAGUACCUCGAGAAGGCGACAUUCCAAAGCCGGAGGCAAAAUGGAUUAUCUCCAGAAAGGAAUACAGUGAAGAUCUUUAUCCCGCAUAUCUGAAGGGUAGCGCAUAUGCAAUGACUCGCGCAGCACUACCAGACUUGUAUGCAGCUAGCAUGGAAGUACACUAUAUCAAAAUAGAAGAUGUUUUUCUCACUGGUCUGUGUGCUAACAAGGCGGGUAUUACUCGGAUUCAGAUGAAAUGCUUGCGGACAAUACAUCCAUGUAAAUUGAGACAGCAUGCUAUCAGUAGAGACAGUCUGUCAGUCGCGCUGAUGAACUAUUUUCAUCAGUAUUUCCAAAAUAGUACUGGUCUUUGCAAAACAUGACUGUAAAACCUGGACCGUGUUUUACAAAGCGACCUCAGCGCUAAGAUCACUUUAUGUGCAUACAGUAGCUAUGCACUCAAAGGGAUCUUAGCGCUACGAUCGCUUCGUAAAACAGGAUCCGAUACUUUUUGUCGCCACAAUUAUAUAAUGCAUUAUGCUGCUGUUUCUUAUUAACCCUGAACUCGGCCUUUUCUUUGUUUAACACGAUGACCAGAGGAAACAAAUCGUAUUAAGUGCUGUGAAUGGGUAAUUAACGUGGAAGAUUUUACGAUCUAUCAUGGCGACUUAAAAGUCAACGUACCAUGGUAAACAUACUUUCUAUGUAUGCACACGUAAAAGGAUACUUUUCCAAACAAUGGAGAAGGAUAUUCUGGCUUGAAUGUAUUAAUAAAUUAAGAGAAUGUGUUUAUCCAGUUUAAUUGCUGCUAUAUAUUUGCACUGGCAGUCUUUGCAUACAAGGAAAACACGAGGUGUAAGAAUUAACCUGACACAAAAGAAGCUGAUUUGCAUAUUAAGUUGAAAUUACUGCGUCAAACAUACCACGACUUUAUCAACCAGCUAUUCAAUGUGUUUUUUUUGUUUUUUGUUUUUAAUUAUUAUUAAGAAGACAGUUUCAGCUUGCUUACAGAGUAAUAAAGGUAAAUAAAAUAC